AUGGCAAGCUGGGCCACAUAUUUUGCUUUUGAUACAAUCAGCGAAGUGGGUUUCGGGCAAGCUCUAGGGUUCGUGGAAAAGGAAGAGGAUGUGGGUGGAUUGAUUCAAAGUGUACACGAUGGAGUUGAGAUUUUUGGUGUUUUGGCACAUUUAUACCCUUUCGUAGAAAGGUUGACUUCAGGACCACUAAAGUCAUUUUUUACCGCAACGCCAGAUAUGAAGAAUGGCAUGGGUCAGUUGAUGAGAUGGAGGAAUAAGAUCAUUAAUGCUAGGAUUACGGAAAAUGAGGAGGGAAAAGAAAGAGAACGACUCGACCUUUUAGAAUCAUUCUUCGAAGCCAGAACACCCGAAGGCAAACCAUUAAGCAGAACCGAAUUAGAAGCCGAAGUUCUAGUUGUACUAGUCGCUGGAGCCGAUACUACAGGAACAUCAUUUAGCUCCAUUUUAACCGAUAUCCUCUCCUCCCCUAGCGACUACGCUCGAAUGAUGAAAGAAAUAGACACCGGAUUCACAAGUGGAAAUCUCUCGCAACCAAUCCCCAAAGCAGCAGAAGUAUCAAAGCACUGCCCAUUUUACGUAGCAUGCGUCAAAGAAUCCCUACGACUCACUCCAUCCUCCCCAGCACUUUUCCCCCGCGAAGUAACCGCCGAUCAACCUCCUCUAGUAAUCGAUGGCAAAAUCAUACCCGCCGGCACAGAAAUCACUUGUUGUUCCUACAUCACAAACAGAGAUAAAGAAAUCUACGGCGAAGACGCCGAUAUUUUUCGACCAGAACGAUGGCUUGAAGACGAAGAAAAAACAAAAUUGUUCGAAAAGUAUAAUUUUACUUGGGGAUAUGGAUCGAGGUUCUUCCGCAAUUUCAACUUCAAAUUAUGCGCACCGAGUAAAGAAACUCCUGGUCCUCCUAGACGUGUUAUUCUGGGUGGUUUAUUUCAUUGGGAGGAUAUAUGGCUUAGUUUGCAGAAACGGAAGGUUUGA
Messenger RNA from Sclerotinia sclerotiorum 1980 UF-70, 978 nucleotides. RefSeq lists its product as hypothetical. The record is from RefSeq and is a predicted model, not a curated record. Gene Ontology annotation, molecular function: heme binding; oxidoreductase activity, acting on paired donors, with incorporation or reduction of molecular oxygen; monooxygenase activity. The transcript is spliced from 3 exons. NCBI's taxonomy places the organism in Eukaryota, Fungi, Ascomycota, Leotiomycetes, Helotiales, Sclerotiniaceae. Bases 1 to 978 code for a protein of 325 amino acids.